AUGGAGGGGGAGCUGAAAGAGUUGUUGAGUGAUCUCAAAACUCAAAAAAACUAUUUGCCUGAUCGCUCUGAUUACUCGCUGAUUGAUAAGAUGCAAUCACGUGUUGAGCAUUUUUUUAAGACAGCAGCAUCAGGGCCAGGACAGCGUUCAAAAAUCAAGGAUAUGAGCGCUGAGGUGGUUGAUAGCAAUCCUUACAGUAGACUAAUGGCACUUCAGAGAAUGGGUAUUGUGGACAAUUAUGAAAGAAUUCGGGAGUUCUCUGUUGCCAUAGUUGGUAUAGGUGGUGUUGGCAGUGUUACAGCUGAGAUGUUAACAAGGUGUGGGAUAGGUCGCCUUCUGUUGUAUGAUUAUGACACAGUGGAGUUGGCUAACAUGAACCGGCUAUUUUUUUCGUCCAGAGCAGAUGCUGCUGUCCAAACUCUAUCUGACAUAAAUCCUGAUGUUGUACUUGAGGCUUGCAACGAGUUGAACCAGACAUGGAUGGAAUCUGGUGUAUCUGAAAAUGCUGUUUCAGGUCAUAUACAGUUGUUGAUUCCUAGUGAAACUGCUUGUUUUGCAUGUGCACCUCCCUUGAUUUACAUUCUUUUGUACAAAGAGUUUGCUCUUGCACUCAAAAUUAACAGCGUCUAUAGCAAGAGAAAGCUUCUAGACAUUCAUGAGAAUGUCAGAGUGCUUCGCUAUCCUGAUCAUUUUUCUAGUGGGGUCUACUUGUGGUCCCACCAUGAAAAGAUUGUCAUCGUUGAUCACCAGAUAUGUUUCAUAGGAGGACUUGAUCUAUGCUUUGGCCGUUAUGACUCGCCUGAUCAUAAAGUGGGAGACUAUCCUUCUGUUAUAUGGCCUGGCAAGGAUUAUUACAACCCAAGGUUUGAUAUGAGGUGUUUUCUAGGUCUUCAUGGUGAGGGUUACAAUGCCCUCAAAGACUACUUCCCAACUAUGGAAAUGAAGCCAAAUCCUCUAUGUUCUAAUUCUGCUUGUUUGGAGAGGCAGAAAGAAUACACUCUUGCAAAGCCUGCCAGGGAUGCUGCUGCUAAAGCCAAGAUGGAAGCGGAAGCACCAUCAGAAACAGAGUGCCUCCAUGAAGAUAAUGAAUGGAACAUAAGCAUCAUUGAUGAUACUGAUCUGCAAGGCUCAGAUGUUGGAAUAAGUUCAGGUCCUCUUCCGGAGGGUAUCAUCCACGAGCUUCCAAGUGCAGAUGAGUUUCAAAAACCACCAGUCUCAGAGGAGUCUGCUAAUCCGGUCAAUGACCUUGAAGAUCUCAAAAGGCAGCUCGAAGCCCUUAAUGCUGACUAG
Messenger RNA from Fraxinus pennsylvanica, 1290 nucleotides. The record is from the annotation of a GenBank genome assembly. Lineage: Eukaryota; Viridiplantae; Streptophyta; Magnoliopsida; Lamiales; Oleaceae.